Molecule: messenger RNA, 6066 nt
Organism: Paramuricea clavata
Lineage: Eukaryota; Metazoa; Cnidaria; Anthozoa; Malacalcyonacea; Plexauridae
Source: the annotation of a GenBank genome assembly
AUGAGGAAUUCGGGAAUGCAAAUACAUCCGCCUGCUUUCAAUGUUCACACGGUAAUUCGGUUCCUAUACGUAAACACGAAGCAAAGUAGCGCUUUAUUUGCCAAAACAUAGUACAAAAAUACUCUAGAUAAUAUAAAAUGUAUUUGAGGACUACUCCGGCUCACCUUCAUGAUAAAAAAUUUCACGAUAUAUUUCGUCUUCAUGUGCAUGCAUUCUAUAGCCGGAAUUUAAUUGCGUCUAAACAAUAGGAAGGCGCGGACGAACUUACUUACGCGGGCUGGAAAUUGUGUGAAUGGAGCGGCAAUGGGCGGAAUUUUUAAUUACAAGUUUAUUUUAAUGGCGCGAUAACACUUAGCGAGUUGUUUCGUGCGCGGAAGACUGGUAGAAAUGUGGCUUUAUAGCAUAAUGAAUAUAUAUUAUAUUUUAUUGACAAAUUCAGCGGCUGGAGUAUUUAAACCCACAUAUAAAACUAUAAUUUCAUUAAAAAUGCUAGACGGCGACUAGGAUUCAUAAAAAAAGUUUUGAAACGUUCUCUGAUCGUAACAUUUAUUUAAACACGAGCUUUCGACUGCCAGUCUGCAUUCUACGACAGGUAAAGUGAUACUGAUAAAUAAAGUGACCUAUCAAAGACUGCAGUCGAAAGCUGGUGUGUAAUUAAAUUGUACGAUCAGAGAACGUUUCAGAAACUUUAUAUUUUCAUUGUUUAGUGCGGAAAUAAAGGCAAGAAAUGGUCAUUUAUACGAUUUUCGUGAACAUUAGCUAUAUAUAUAUAUAUAUAUAUAUGGUAAUCUUAGAAAUAAGAAUUUUAUAUUUAUAGUAAUCCUUGCAUGUCUAAACUUGUCUCAAACCAAUGAACAUGCAUGCGCUCUUAGAGAUGGGACUGCAGUACAACAUCGUGUAUAUUAAAUUAGGAAGGUGAUUCCAUUUGCCAAUUCUCUCAGAUAAGGGCUGUGAUAUCCCUUCCAAUAAUUUUUAAGUCGGGCAGAUUUUACUAAAAAAUUGGGAAAUUGUACGUGAAAAUGAAUUAAGUUGCCCAAAGUUUGUGAGAAAAGCUUUGCACAAUCAGAUUAACGUGUCAGAUUAACGUGUUGUGAUACCACAAAAUAAAUUAAUUGUAUACACAAAAUUAUAGUUUGAGGUAGAAAGGAGUUACAUAGGGCUAUUAGAAUUAUAAAGGCCCAGAAGAUAAGUUACAAACACAGAAGAUAAGUAUUGAAGCACUUAUGACUUAAUAUGAAAACUGAAUACAUGAUAAUAGGGUCAAGACAAAGAUUAUCCAAAAUUGAAAAAGAACAGGAAUUAAAACUUGGGGAAAUCAAUAUUAGUAUGGGUAAUCGCACGGGAAGGAGUGCAAUUAAUGAUUAACACUACUCGUGAUAUUUGAAAAAUGUGCCAAAUUGCACUCGCCUCAGUGAUAUUUGAAAAAUGUGCCAAAAUUGCACGAGCCGCCGAGGCGAGUGCAAUUUGGCACAUUUUUCAAAUAUCACGAGUAGUGUUAAUCAUUAAUUGCACUCCUUCCCGUGUGAUUAUUUAUUUAUUAUAUGCAUGACAAAAUCGCUUUCUUUAUAUAUCAACUGCAUUUUGUCAAGAGUUUUUAAUUCUUUUGUAAGCAAUUUGGUAAAAACAAACUUGGGAAAUGAUUAUAAACUCAUAAAGGCACAUAACUUAAACCAGAACGCAAGAUUCAAACUCAAACAACAUAUUUUAGACUAAGAAAAUCUUUAUACAUUGUAUCUCAAACUUACAUAGUCACGUUUCGCUGCAUCCCGCCAAGAUUAUUUCUUAAGACUGUGUUUCCUGGUAUUUUCCACAGGCUCUUUUUGCCAUACAAUGUUUCUUAAACUCAUUCUUGUGCCAAAAUUCAGUUAAAUUCGUCAACAUUUGUUAGAAAUACUUAUCUAAAUUUCGCCGCCAUAUUGGAUUUUGUUGUUUUGAUUUCCCGCUCCCCCCAGCCAUCACGAAAAUCAUUAAUUGCACUCCUGGAGAGUGCAAUUAAUGAUGGUAAUAGAACGAAUAGGAGUGCUAUUAAUGCCAUAAUCAUACGAGUGAUUACAAAAUCAACCGACCGCGUAGCGGGAGGUUGAUUUGUUAAUCACGAGUAUGAUUAUGGCAUUAAUAGUACGACUUAAUUCGUUCUAUUACUUAUUAAUUAUUUAUCUUCUGUAAUCAAACUGUUUAAGGGGGAAAAGCAGAAAAAUACAAUUUGUUGAAAUUCAAUAUAAUUUUUAAAUUUUUGUCACGACAAUUCUUAGUGAAAUAGUACAAUUUUGAAUUAUUAUUUAUCAUAUAUAAUCAAAUUAACAUAUUAUUAACUUCCGGGCAUUAUUUCCGGUAUAACCACAUGACAACAUUUGUUUGAAUUAUUCAAAACACAAUUGGGAAGCCAUGUUUGUAUGUUUAUAACGUGUUCAAAAUAGUGAAGUUCUUUAGUUCAAUUAAUCAUCUGAAUUGGAUUGUGUCUAGUUCGGUGUCUUCUGCUGGAUGAACAGGUAGGUCAUUUUCGUCAGAAAAUAUAUAAUUUAACAACCCUCGAAAACGAGAUCGGCAUUCGGCAAUGCCGACCUUCAGUAUUAAAAUGCUGACCUAUCAACCUCCCAUGUCGGCAAUGUUUUGCCGACCUUAAUUCAGCCAAAGUAAGAAUCUUUUUGGUUCUUAUAGUUGUUAAAAAGUCAGCGAUUAUUAAUUCGAUGCACUUUGGUGUAAGGUUUAAGAAUUAACGGGUAUAUUUAUGUUAUAAUUUAGGUAAAACUCUAAAAGAAAAGGCUUCGUGACAUUUAUACUUUUCAAUGAUUCGUAAAUACGUGAUUACUAGUGCUCCAAGACAUGGAAACAGAUUUUAAAAAAUGCCGAGAUAGGUCAGAUUUAGGUCGGCAUUUUUUUUCCGACCUCAAUUUUGACGGUUUUCGAGGGCUGAUUUAAAAAUUAAAAGGGCAAAAUUUGUGAAUUCCUCCAUUUUGAAUUUUUUACAGCAAUAAAGAAAAUAAAAUUCAAAGUUUGUAUCCUGAGUGCUGAUUGGCUAGUGUAAAUACUAGACUGAUUUUUAUUGGCUGUAGACAAGAGUGCGAUUACAGCUCAGAAAAGGUGCGAUUAAUGAUGGUAAUAGAACGAAUAGGAGUGCUAUUAAUGCCAUAAUCAUACGAGUGAUUACAAAAUCAACCGACCGCGUAGCGGGAGGUUGAUUUGUUAAUCACGAGUAUGAUUAUGGCAUUAAUAGUACGACUUAAUUCGUUCUAUUACUUAUUAAUUAUUUAUCUUCUUUAAUCAAACUGUUUAAUAAGGGAGAAAAGCACAAAAAUACAAUUUGUUGAAAUUCAAUAUAAUUAUUAAAUUUUUGUCACGACAAUUCUUAGUGAAAUAGUACAAUUUUGAAUUAAAUUUAUCAUAAAAAUUAACAUAUUAUUAACUUCCGGGUAUUAUUUCCGGUAUAAUCACAUGACAACAUUGUUUGAAUUAUUCAAUAUUCAACACACAAUUGGGAAGCCAUGUUUGUAUGUUUAUAACGUGUUCAAAAUAGUGAAGUUCUUUAGUUCAUUUUAAUGUGAAUAUAACUCCUGGUUGUGUCUAGUUUGGUGUCUUCUGCUGGAAGAACAGGUAGGUCAUUUUCGUCAGAAAAUAUAUAAUUUAACAGCCCUAGAAAGCGAGGUCGGUAUUCGGCAAUGCCGACCUAUUAAAUGCCGACCUAUCAACCUCCCAGGUCGGCAAUGUUUUGCCGACCUUAAUUCAACCAAAGUAAGAAACGUUUUUGGUGCUGAUAGCUGUUAAAAAGUCAGCGAUUAUAGAAUUCGAUACACUUUGGUGUAAGGUUUAAGAAUUAACGGGUAUUAUGAUAUAAUUUAGGUAAGACUCUAAAAGAAAAGCCUUCGUGACAUUUAUACUUUUCAAUGAUUCGUAAAUACGUGAUUACUAGUGCAGGCUACUAGUGCUCCAAAACAUGGAAACAGAUUUUAAAAAAUGCCGAGAUGUGCCAAGCUAGGUCAGAUUUAGGUCGGCAUAUUUUUUACGACCUCAAUUUUGCCGGUUUUCGAGGGCUGAUUUAAAAAUUAAAAGGUCAAAAUUUUCAAAAUUUGUGAAUUCCUCCAUUUUGAAAUUUUUUACAGCAACAAAGAAAAUAAAAUUCAAAGUUUGUAUCCUGAAUGCUGAUUGGCUAGUUGUAAAUACUAGACUGAUUUUCAUUGGCUGUAGACAAGAGUGCGAUUACAGCUCAGAAAAGGUGCGAUUAAUGCUCAAAUCGCACUCCUGUCAACCAAUGAAAUUGCAGUAUUUGCCACUGAUUACAGAAGAUAAAUAAUUAAUGCUCAAAUCGCACUCCUGUAAACCAAUGAAAUUGCAGUAUUUGCCACUGAUUACAGAAGAUAAAUAAUUAAUGAAAUAAUUGCACUCCUCUUAACCAAUCAGACUGCAGUAAUUUUGUCAUGUAUAUAAUAAAUAGGUUAAUGCUUUCUUUACUUUCAAUAUCCUGUCCUCAAUCCGCUGUGGGGAUUUAAUGCUUUUUUUAAAUUUUAAUAAUUUAGUCUUUCCAGUCUGCAACUAAUUAAAUAUUUAACUGGCAGGUUGUUGAGGAGGUAAGAAGAAAUCUUGGUUUUCAUGAGGAAAAGACCCCUGAAGCAUUCAUGAACAAUUGCGUCAAAACGCUGGAAAAGAAUGUAGACAAUUUGAUUUACUAUGGUAUUUCUAUGGGUGAUCUUCAACCUCCCAGAUGUUCUUCUGUUGGUGAGUAGAGUGAUGACUCAGAUAUAUGACAAUGAGAGACAUGCUAUGAUUUAAGGGAGGGGGGGAUGGGUCAGUGCUAUGUAAUACGCUAUAAUUCAAAAUUUGGUUUGCUAGGCUUUAUCGAUUGAAGUUUCUAAUGGAUAGACUAAAGGCUGGAACACAUGAUCUAAUUGUGUCGGGUCCGAUUCUUCUUCUGAUGUAUGUAUGUUUUAUAGUCACGUAAUUGCGAUGUUAUAGCGACACAAUUGAGCAACUACGUAAACCAAGUCCUUUGUCAGUAAAUGGAAAACAUUACAUGCAUCAGAAGCAGAAUUUGAUCCGACAGAAUUGGAUCGUGUAAAAAGACAUUUAAGAUGCCGCGUAUUAUUGUCGUGUAUCUGACAUCGGCUAAAGUCAAUGUCUGAAUCACUAAAACGAAGCUCUGUAGCUACUGUAUGGUGACGUACUUCCCGGAAGCGUGUAUUGACUUCGACCUGGAGUACGGUGUAUUUCCCAAUAAUAAAACUCUUUUGUGUUCAAUCUAACUAUUCAAAUCAUCAAUAAUGUCUUGGAGAUAUUUCAGGUGAAAUGUGGCAAAAUCCUAUAUUCUGACUAAUGAAUACAGAGUUCCUAGUAUUAAAGUGUUGUUUAUUCCUUAAAUAUUCAUGUUUCUCACCAUUCUGUAUUUUAGACGGCAAAUUAUGUCAUUUGCUAAAAGGAAUUAACUUAAUGUUCAAAUCUAAGUCAAGGAUAAAGCAGAAAGUGGACAUUGUCCAUUUUAUUGAGGUAGGGAUUACAUGAGGAUUACUGUUAAUUUAAAGGAAUGUGACAAUAAAAAAUAAUAUUGUCUCAUUUGAAAGAACACAAAAUGAAAUUGUCCCAAAAAAUCUAGGUGUUAAUUUAUUCUCAAUAGUUUCAAACUGUACACUAUUUGCAUGGCUCGGUUUGCAUGUGUUCUAAUGUGCAUGUGCAUGUGAAAAGGGAAUGACUUGUUAAAAGCCUCUUUGAUCGUACUGUAUAUAUGCACCGUUUUCACACGAGGAACGUUUAUGUUGUAAUUGUUAGGAUGACGAGGAACCUGACAAGUGGCAACAAAAACGGCAAGCGUUUGUCCCUGGCUUGUUGGUUAUGAAGAGUAACGGGGCGAUGGUGCUGUUAGGAAACGAGAUUUUCCUUUCAUUCAAUGAAAAGGAAAUUUUGCGUGCAGUGGUUGCAUUCCUUGCGACCUUUUACUUGCUGGAUAUGGACUACCCAACUAACUGGCUUGCAAGUAUGUCGUUCCUGCAGCAGCUAAUAUUCAAGGACAAUCAAAUUCAUCCGGAUUGCGAUGCCGAUGUCAAGAAGGCUAUAAAACAAUUUGAAUGCUUCACCGAGUAA